AUGGAUGCAGGGCGGGGCUCAGGGUGGUCUGUGAUUGGCCGGUGGCUGCAGCCCCUCCCUCCCCCGCAGAAGGACGUGUCGUACCUGCAGCAGUGGCUGGAGAACUUCGUCAUGAGCUUCGAGAGGGUCAUUGCCCUGCCCUCGCUGGAGCCCCGCAGGCCAGAGGAGGUGGUGUCGGAGAUCCCGGUGCUCCCUCGGGAAGUGCUCCAGGUGCUGAUCCAGAGGCUGGGCCAGAGCGUGGCCCUGAUCCCGCGGGAGGAGGGCGGGGGGGCCGGGCUGGGCCAGGCCCUGCUGCUCCUCAAGUUCUUCAGCAUCAUCUGCAGGUGGGUGACACCCCCCCGAGGUCACCCCGACCCCCCCCAUGGCCCCCUCCAGCCUCCCCUUCCCAUCCCAGUCAUUCCCGUUCCCAUCCCAGAGCAGCAGGAUCCGGGGCAGCCCCACGGGCGUUGA
Messenger RNA from Lepidothrix coronata (blue-crowned manakin), 450 nucleotides. Its product is annotated as neurobeachin-like protein 2. Bases 1 to 450 code for a protein of 149 amino acids. The record is from RefSeq and is a predicted model, not a curated record. Lineage: Eukaryota; Metazoa; Chordata; Aves; Passeriformes; Pipridae. The transcript is spliced from 2 exons.